Acanthopagrus latus (yellowfin seabream) is the source of this 5151-nucleotide messenger RNA. RefSeq lists its product as uncharacterized. Lineage: Eukaryota; Metazoa; Chordata; Actinopteri; Spariformes; Sparidae. The record is from RefSeq and is a predicted model, not a curated record. Gene Ontology annotation, cellular component: membrane. Gene Ontology annotation, biological process: G protein-coupled receptor signaling pathway. The transcript has 12 exons. The coding region runs from base 1 to 5151 and encodes 1716 amino acids. Gene Ontology annotation, molecular function: G protein-coupled receptor activity.
AUGACGUCCAUACAGAGGUGGCAAGAAAAGGGUUGGGCGCUCCUGCACUUAUUGUUGGUGGUGUCUGUCACUCAGGCUGAUGAGCUGUUGUGCAGGCGGAGAGGGGAUCCUGAGAAUCCACAGCUAUCUAAGGAUGGGGAUAUUGUGUUGGGCGGAAUCUUCUCUUUCCACAGCCGCUGGAAAGAUAGAAAAGACACCUACAUAGACAAACCAUUGCCACUGCAAUGCACCAGUCUGAAUUUCAGAGGGUUUCAAUAUGCCCAGGCUAUGCUCUUUGCCAUAGCGGAGAUUAAUAAUAGCACACACAUUCUACCAGGCAUCUCUCUGGGAUAUAAGAUCUAUGAUGUAUGUGGCUCCAUUGGAAGAGUUUUAACUGUUGCAUUGGCCUCAACUACUGGUAAUGAAAUGGUAUUUGCACCCUCCGAUGUACCAUGUACCCGACCAGUCAAUGUGCAGGCUCUUUUGGGAGUGACCUCUUCCUCUCCUUGCAUGGCCAUAUCUACUGUAAUCGGACCCUUUCAUAUACCACUGAUCAGCCACUUUGCUACUUGUGCUUGUCUCAGUGAUAAAACCAAGUACCCAUCAUUCCUCAGAACAAUACCCAGUGACUACUACCAGAGCAGAGCCCUGGCCCAGUUGGUCUACUACUUUGGUUGGACUUGGGUUGGAGCUAUUAGAUCAAAUGAUGAUUAUGGCAAUGAUGGCAUGGCCAUAUUUACAGAAACUGCCCAGCAGCUGGGUAUCUGUCUGGAAUACUCUGUGCCUUUCUUCAGAACAGAUGCACCAGACAAAAUACAAAAGAUAAUUGACAUUAUGAAAGGUUCCACUUCCAAGGUGAUUGUAGGUUUCCUCUCACAUAUGGAUAUGGAUGUGCUACUACAGGAGCUGUCUCACCACAACUUGACUGGGUACCAGUGGGUCGGCACUGAGGGUUGGAACUCUGAUUCCAGAAUUGCAGCAAUGGACAGGCAUCACAUUCUGGAUGGUGCCAUUGGCCUAUCCAUCCCCAAAGCACAUGUCAGUGGCAUGACAGAGUUUAUUUUGAAUGUGAAGUCACUCAGGUCAUCUAGUAAUGAAUUUUUUACAGAGUUUUGGGAAACAUUAUUUAGCUGUAGGUUGAACAAAUCAAAGUCGUCAGAAGAGAAUCAGACAGAAUGUACUGGAAAUGAGGAUGUGACUGGAGUGCAAAACACAUUCACUGAUAUGUCACUCAUGCCUAUCUUUUACAAUGUUUAUAAAGGAGUGUAUGCUGUGGCUCAUGCACUUCAUAAUAUUCUCAGAUGUAAUAAAACAUGUAACAACAAGGUGCAGCUAGAUCCAUUUACGAUUUUGCAGCAUAUAAGAAAGAUUCGGUUCACAACAAAGGAAGGAGAUGAAGUUUACUUUAAUGAGAAUGGAGACCCAGCAGCCAAAUACGAAAUUAUGAACUGGCAGCGAAAUGAAAAUGGCAUGGUGGACUUUGUCAGAGUUGGUCUUUACGAUGCUUCUUUACCUGCAGACAAACAGCUGACUCUGCAAAAUGAGUCUUUAGUUUGGGCACAGAACUUACAACAGGUGCCUUUGUCAGUUUGCAAUGACAAAUGUCCACCAGGAACUCGUAAGGUUCUGCAGAAAGGAAAGCCUGUGUGCUGCUAUGACUGUUUAAGAUGUGCAGAGGGAGAAAUAAGCAACGCUACAGAUUCAAUCACCUGUGUGCGAUGCCACCCCGACUACUGGUCAAAUGAGAGAAGAGAUGCCUGUGUAAAGAAGGAAGCAGAGUUUCUCUCAUAUGAGGAGAUUAUGGGAACACUGCUCACUGCAGCUUCUCUCUUUGGAACAUGUAUGACUGCUGUUGUGGCGUUCAUUUUCUUCAGAUACAGACAGACUCCUGUUGUCAGGGCCAACAACUCUGAGCUGAGCUUUCUGCUGCUCUUCUCCUUGAUUCUGUGUUUCCUGUGUUCUCUGACCUUCAUCGGCCGGCCCUCUGAGUGGUCCUGCAUGCUGCGACACACAGCAUUCGGCAUCACCUUUGUCCUCUGUAUCUCUUGUGUUCUGGGGAAAACAAUAGUGGUGUUAAUGGCCUUCAGGGCCACACUCCCAGGUAGUGAUGUGAUGAAAUGGUUUGGGCCUGCACAGCAGAAACUCAGUGUUCUGGGUUUCACUCUUGUACAAGUUAUCAUAUGUAUCCUCUGGUUAACAAUUUCUCCUCCUUUUCCCUUUAAGAAUUUUAAAACAUUUAAGGAUAAGAUCAUCUUAGAGUGUGCUCUGGGCUCAGCUGUAGGCUUUUGGGCUGUACUUGGGUACAUAGGACUUUUGGCUAUGUUGUGUUUUAUUCUUGCUUUUCUGGCUCGGAAAUUGCCUGAUAAUUUCAAUGAAGCCAAAUUUAUCACCUUUAGCAUGCUGAUAUUCUGUGCAGUAUGGAUCACUUUUAUCCCUGCAUAUGUCAGCUCUCCUGGGAAGUUCAGUGUAGCUGUGGAGAUAUUUGCUAUUCUGGCUUCAAGUUUUGGACUGCUCAUUUGUAUUUUUAUCCCCAAAUGUUAUAUUAUCUUACUGAAACCAGAGAAGAACACGAAAAAGAAUAUGAUGGGGAAGGGAGCACCAAAGUGGUCAGAGAAGGGCCAGGCACUCUUACUGCUAUUGGUGGUGGUGUCAGUCUCUCAGGCUGAGCAGCUGGCAUGCAGACAGAGAGGGGAUCCUGAGCAGCCACAGUUAUCUAAGGUUGGGGACUUUGUGCUGGGGGGGAUCUUCUCUUUUCACAGCAGCUGGAAAGAGAGUCAGGAUGAUUACAUGGAAAAACCAUUGCCGCUGCAAUGCACCAGAUUAAACUUCAGAGGGUUCCAAUAUACCCAGGCUAUGCUCUUUGCAAUAGAGGAGAUUAAUAACAGCACUGACCUACUGCCUGGCAUAACUCUGGGAUAUAAGAUCCACGAUGCCUGUAGCUCCAUUGCUAGAGGUGUGAGGGUUGCACUGGCCCUGGCUAAUGGUAAUGAAGAAGUAUUUGCACCCUCUGAGGCACCAUGUACCACAACUGCCCAAGUGCAGGCCAUUAUGGGAGAGACCUCAUCUUCUCCUUGCAUGGCCAUAGCUACUGUCAUUGGACCCUUUCAUAUCCCACUGAUCAGUCACUUUGCUACUUGUGCUUGCCUUAGUGAUAAAACCAAGUACCCAUCAUUCCUCAGAACAAUACCCAGUGACUACUACCAGAGCAGAGCUCUGGCCCAGCUGGUCAAGUACUUUGGAUGGACUUGGGUUGGAGCUAUUAGAUCAAAUGAUGGUUAUGGCAAUAAUGGCAUGGCGACAUUCAUAGAAACUGCCCAGCAGCUGGGUAUCUGUCUGGAGUACUCCGUUUCUGUCUUCAGAACAGAUCCACCAGACAAAUUACAACAAAUAGUUGACAUUAUCAAGGCUUCCACGUCAAAGGUGAUUGUCACAUUCCUCUCUCCCUCUGAUUUGUAUGUGGUAAUACACAAGCUUUCUCACCACAACUUGACUGGGUAUCAAUGGGUAGGUACUGAGGCCUGGAUCUUUGAUUCCCAAACUGCAGCUAUGGACAGGCAUCACAUUCUGGAUGGUGCCAUAGGCCUGUCCAUCCCCAAAGCACAUGUCAGUGGCAUGAGAGAGUUCAUGUUGGAUGUGAAGCUGCUCAACUCAUCUAGUAAUGAAUUGUUUAUAGAGUUGUGGGAGACAUUAUUCAGCUGUGAGUUCAAACAGUCAAACUCAUCAGCAGAGAACCAGAGAGAAUGUACUGGACAUGAAGAUGUGACUGAAGUGCAAAACAGCUUCACUGAUAUGUCACUCAUGCCUAUCUUUUACAAUGUUUAUAAAGGAGUGUAUGCUGUGGCUCAUGCACUUCAUAAUAUUCUCAGAUGUAAUAAAACAUGUGACAACAAGGUGCAGCUAGAUCCAUUCACAAUCUUACAGCACAUCAAAACAGUUUGGUUCAAAACAAAAGAAGGUGAUGAUGUUUACUUUAAUGAGAAUGGAGACCCAGCAGCAAAGUAUGAAAUUAUAAACUGGCAGCCAACAGAAAAUGGAAUUGUGGACUUCAUCACAGUUGGUCUUUAUGAUGCAUCUUUACCUGCAGACAAACAGUUGAAUCUACAAAAUAAGUCUUUAGUUUGGGCCCAGAACUCACUACAGGUGCCGUUGUCAGUUUGCAGUGAGAAAUGUCCCCCAGGAACCCGAAAAGUUCUGAAGAAAGGAAAGCCUGUCUGCUGCUAUGACUGUUUAAGUUGCGCAGAGGGAGAAAUCAGCAACACCACAGAUUCUAUCACCUGUGUGCGAUGUGACCCUGAGUUCUGGUCAAAUGAGGGAAGAGAUGCCUGUGUAAAGAAGGAGGCAGAGUUCCUCUCAUAUGACGGGAUUAUGGGAGCACUGCUGACUGCAGCGUCCUUGUUUGGAACAUGCACGACUGCUGUUGUGGCGUUCAUUUUCUUCAGAUACAGACAGACUCCUGUUGUCAGAGCCAACAACUCUGAGCUGAGCUUCCUGCUGCUCUUUUCCUUGAGUCUGUGUUUCCUGUGUUCUCUGACCUUCAUGGGCCGACCCUCUGAGUGGUCCUGCAUGCUGCGACACACAGCAUUCGGCAUCACCUUUGUCCUCUGUAUCUCUUGUGUUCUGGGGAAAACAAUAGUGGUGUUAAUGGCCUUCAGGGCCACACUCCCAGGUAGUGAUGUGAUGAAAUGGUUUGGGCCUACACAGCAGAAACUUACUGUUCUGGGUUUCACUCUUAUACAAGUUGUCAUUUGCAUCCUCUGGUUAACAAUUUCUCCUCCUUUUCCCUUUAAGAAUAUUAAAAAGUUCAAGGACAAAAUCAUCUUAGAGUGCGACAUGGGGUCAACUGUAGGGUUUUGGGCUGUACUUGGGUACAUUGGACUUCUGGCGAUGUUGUGUUUUAUUCUUGCUUUUCUGGCUCGGAAACUGCCUGAUAAUUUCAAUGAAGCCAAAUUUAUCACCUUUAGCAUGUUAAUAUUCUGUGCAGUAUGGAUCACUUUUAUCCCAGCAUAUGUCAGCUCUCCUGGAAAGUUCAGUGUUGCUGUAGAGAUAUUUGCUAUUCUGGCUUCAAGUUUUGGACUGCUCAUUUGUAUUUUUAUUCCAAAAUGUUAUAUCAUCUUACUGAAGCCAGAGAAGAAUACAAAAAAGCACAUUAUGGGGAAGGAUACAUCAUUAUGA